Molecule: messenger RNA, 4096 nt
Organism: Myotis daubentonii (Daubenton's bat)
Lineage: Eukaryota; Metazoa; Chordata; Mammalia; Chiroptera; Vespertilionidae
Gene: CCDC120
Product: coiled-coil domain containing 120
Exons: 12
Coding region: 1118-3088 (656 amino acids)
Source: RefSeq, a predicted model, not a curated record
GCCACUACCAGAGGGAGCCGGGCCUGGUGGAGACAACUAUUUUUUCAGAGAAGAAGGGAGAAGGAGAGUUAGACAGAAACAUCAAUGAUGAGAGAGAAUCACUGAUCGGCUAUCUCCUGCAUGCCCCCUACUGGGGAUCGAGCCCGCAACCCAGGCAUGUGCCCUUGACCAGAAUCAAAUUCAGGACCCUUCAGUUCAACAGGUCGACGCUCUAUCCACUGAGCCAAACCAGCUAGAGCUCGUCCUCCUUUCAUUCACUGAGCAGAUCCAGCUGACCACUGGCUGUGCACACAGAAUCUCUCUGAGUGCCAGAUACACUGAUGAAAACAGGACACACACAUUCCCUGUCCUCCUGAAUGUAUGAGGAAGACAGUCUCUUAUUGGACAGCAGUUGUGAGGGGAUGUAAUGUGGGGGCCCUACUCUGGAAGUGACAUUAAGUCCUAGCAUGUGAGAACCAGGGUCUGGUGUGGUGAUAGGUGAAAAGAGCACUCCAGACAGCAGCCAUAACCUGGGCAAAGGCCCUGAGGUCAGAUUGGCUGUGAUCUUAUGAGGAAUUGGUGGGGUUGGAGCAGCUCUAGUGAUGGAGAAUGUUAGACCAAAGGGGUGGCCUGGGCUCUAUCCAUAGCCAGAGGCAAGUUUCUUCACCUCUGUGCCUUCCUCUCCUCAUCUCUAAACUAGGGUUAGUGGCCUGGCCAGCGUGGCUCAGUGGUUGAGUGUCGAUCUAUGAACCAGGAGGUCACGGUUUGACUACCAGUCAGGGCACAUGCCUGGGUUGUGGGCUCAAUCCCCAGUGUGGGAUGUGCAGGAUUCUCUUUCAUCAUUGAUUCUUUCUCAUCAUUGAUGUUUCUAUCUCUCUCUCCCUCUCCCUUCCUCUCUGAUAUCAAUAACAAUAUUAAAAAAUAAUAAUAAACUGGGAGUAGUGAUAAUUACAGAACUGCCAUGCCUGUGAAGAUUAAAGGUGGCAUAUAAGGUGAGAAUCCUGACUGGCCCAUGGGCCUCUGAGGAGGCAUCAUAAGUCUGCCCAGCUCCCCACUUGCUGUGCUCCCACUCAAUGGGAAGGGAAUCAAGGCCUUAUCCCACCAUAAGCCACGGCCUCGGCCUCUUGACAACACCAGGAUGGAAGUCAAAGGUCAGCUGAUCACCUCUCCCACUUUCAAUGCCUCAGCUGCCCUGUUUGGGGAGGCCACUCCCCAGGUGAAGUCAGAGCGUCUGAGGGGACUGCUUGACCGGCAGCGGGCUCUACAGGAGGCCCUGAGCCUGAAACUUCAGGAGCUACGCAAAGUGUGCCUCCAAGAGGCGGAGCUGACUGGCCAGCUGCCCCCUGAGUGCCCGCUGGAGCCUGGUGAACGGCCGCAGUUGGUCCGACGGCGGCCCCCUGCAGCCCGAGCCUACCCGCCACCGCCCCCUAACCCAGUGCAUCAUUCCUUGUGCCCUGCUGAGGAGCUGGCCCUCGAGGCUCUGGAGCGCGAGGUGUCGGUGCAGCAGCAGAUCGCGGCCGCCGCCCGCCGCCUGGCCUUGGCCCCUGAGCUGAGCGCUGAGCAGCGGCGGCGCCGGCGCCAGGUCCAGGCAGAUGCUCUCCGGAGGCUGCACGAGCUGGAGGAGCAGCUCGGGGACCUCCGAGCCCGCCUCGGUCUCCCCGUGCUCCCGCUGUCCACAGGGGCAGUCAUCACAGCCCAGGGUGUCUGCCUGGGCACACGCCUCGCUCAGCUCAGCCAAGAGGAUGUAGUUCUCCACUCAGAGAGCAGCUCCCUCUCAGAGUCUGGGGCCAGCCACGAUAAUGAGGAUCCUCGUAGCUGCUUCCCUCUGGCUGAGCGCCCCUCGCCACCCAAGACCUGGGACCAGCUGCGGGCAGUAUCUGGGGGCAGCCCUGAGCGGCGAACCCCAUGGAAACCACCCCCGUCAGAUCUUUAUGGUGACCUGAAGAGCCGACGGAACUCCGUGGCCAGCCCCACCAGCCCUACACGCUCGCUGCCCAGGAGUGCCUCCAGUUUUGAGGGGCGAAGUGUGCCUGCCACCCCUGUCCUCACGCGGGGCGCUGGCCCCCAGCUCUGCAAACCUGAAGGCCUCCAUUCACGCCAGUGGUCUGGCAGCCAGGACUCCCAGAUGGGCUUCCCCCGGGUGGACCCGGCCUCGGACCACCGCGCCUCGCUCUUUGUAGCUCGCACCCGCCGCAGCAACAGCUCUGAGGCCCUGCUAGUGGACCGGGCAGCUGCGGGUGGAGCUGGCUCCCCACCUGUGCCUCUGGCUCCCCCUGCCCCUGGUCCCCCAGUCUGCAAGAGCAGCGAGGUGCUGUAUGAGCGCCCCCAACCAGUCCCUGCCUUCUCCUCCCGCACAGCUGGCCCCCCAGAUCCUCCCCGGGCUGCCCGGCCAAGCUCAGCUGCCCCUGCCUCCCGUGGGGCCCCCCGGCUCCCACCUAUGUGCGGGGACUUCCUCUUGGACUAUUCCCUGGACCGGGGCCUACCCCGAGGUAUUGGUGGGCCAGGCUGGGGGGAGCUGCUGCCUGCAGCUGAGGUCCCAGGACCCUUCUCCCGCCGGGAUGGGCUCCUCGCCAUGUUCCCAGGCCCACCACCCAUGUAUGCAGCUGACGGCAGCAGCCCCCUCCUCCGCAGCAAGGACCCCCACACCCGGGCCACCCGCACCAAGCCCUGUGGCCUGCCCCUGGAUGCCGCAGAGGGUCCAGAGGUGCAUCCAAACCCCCUGCUGUGGAUGCCCCCACCCACCCGUAUCCCUCCAGCUGGUGAGCGCAGUGGCCACAAGAACCUUGCCCUGGAGGGGCUACGGGACUGGUACAUCCGGAACUCGGGACUGGCCUCGGGGCCCCAGCGCCGGCCUGUGCUGUCCCACAUGGGCCCGCAACACCCACCCUUCCUCCACGCCCGCUGCUAUGAGGUGGGCCCGGCGCUGUAUGGGCCCCCCAGCCAGGCACCCCUCCCGCAUUCGAGGAGUUUCACGGCGCCCCCUGUCUCCGGCAGAUACUACGCGGACUUCCUGUACCCCCCGGAGCUGAGCGCUCGUUUAAGUGACCUGACGCUAGAGGGGGAGCAGUCCUCCAGUUCUGACCCUCAGACCCCAGGGACACUGGUCUGACCCCUUCUGAUAUGCUCCUUGUUGGCCUGGGCAUGACUCCAGUCUGGGGAGCACACGCUGACCUCGCUGAGCACUGGGGUACGGUUGCUCUUAGUCCUGGGCAGGGGGCACCAACCUGAUCUUCCAAGGCCCCCAGCUCCCUUUGGGCCCAUGAAGGUGUCUGAUACCCCGCUUCUACUCUCAUACUGUGCUGAGAACUGGGGGCCCUCAGCCAGCUUAAAAGUGGGGGAUGGUAUAAUGGGGGCUCCAAGCCCCUUCCUCCAUUUGUUUACAGUUGUGAUUUAGGUUUUCACUGUCUUUCCCCAACACUAGACGUUUUAUAAAAGGGAAACUGUGAUGUUGUCUGGUUGGGUUCAUUCCUGUCCCAUGCCCAGCCUGUUCCAUUCAGGAACCCCUCCCAUGAAAUGGACCAUAUAGUCACAUGGCCCUGUUCGGGGCAGCUAGGGACUCUGGUGUGAACAGAUCUCUCUGCCAUCCCCCACCAGGGUAGUUCUUGGGGAGGUGAGCUCUCUGCCCACAUUUGGUGGGGGGCUUGGGUUCAUCUUCCCACCCCAGGGGUGUAGGAAAGAGCCCCAGUCCCUGCCUGCCUGUCUGUGCCCGCUUCCUCUGCCCCCAGGGUGAGAUGACCCAGCCUUUGGUGGCAGCCUCUACCCUAGCCCCAUUCUGGGGGCUCCACAGGAGGGUCCAAGGACAGAGCCAUCAGGUGUGUUGUGUCCUGGGAUGCUUCCAUGGUGGAACCUGGCACCUGAUAGAUGCCAGUAAAAUCCUCAGGUGACGCCUGGCCACAGGCUGCGUCACAUCUUCCUUGACUUUCCUUCCAUCCACCACUUUUUAAACAAAUCUACACAAGCUGUGUUUUCUAUGAUACCUGUCUGUGACUUUCUGGAGCUGGGGGUCAACAUACCCCCUUUACCUGGUGUUAAAACUUUUCUUUUUGUAUCAACCGAUCUGGGCCCAAGACGCUACCCACACUGGAAGAGGAUUUUUAGAAUAAAUGUGUAAACCGAA